Messenger RNA from Lineus longissimus, 5794 nucleotides. RefSeq names its product cyclin-L1-like. The record is from RefSeq and is a predicted model, not a curated record. The coding region runs from base 6 to 1361 and encodes 451 amino acids. Lineage: Eukaryota; Metazoa; Nemertea; Pilidiophora; Heteronemertea; Lineidae. Gene Ontology annotation, biological process: regulation of transcription by RNA polymerase II. Gene Ontology annotation, cellular component: nucleus. The transcript has 8 exons. Gene Ontology annotation, molecular function: cyclin-dependent protein serine/threonine kinase regulator activity.
UCAAAAUGGCGGACAGCGGCGAGCAGGCCGCUUCGAUUCAAAGAGACUUCAGUAAAGUCGUUUUAACCCUAGAUAAUGUUCUUGUACCCCCUGAUAAACUGUAUCCCACACCUUCAAUGAUCGAUGGACUCGAUGCUGAAAUCGAAAUUGACCUUCGUAUCCUAGGAUGCGAGCUAAUCCAGACGGCAGGCAUCCUUCUAAAACUCCCGCAGGUUGCUAUGGCUACUGGACAGGUGCUCUUUCAACGGUUUUAUUAUUCAAAAUCGUUUGUCAAACAUGAUAUGGAGGUGGUUGCAAUGGGUUGUAUCAAUCUUGCGUCCAAGAUAGAGGAGGCGCCCCGGAGAAUGAGAGAUGUCAUCAACGUGUUCCACCAUGUCAAACAGGUGAAAAACAGAAGAACCAUCCAGCCAUUAAUCCUCGACCAAAAUUACAUCAGCUUGAAGAACAAAGUAAUCAAGGCUGAGCGUCGUAUCUUGAAGGAGUUGGGGUUUUGCGUACACGUCAAACAUCCACACAAGAUCAUUGUGAUGUUUCUCCAAGUCUUGGAGAGUGAGCAGAAUGAGAGGCUCGUCCAGACCGCAUGGAACUACAUGAACGAUAGCUUCCGAACAGAUGUCUUCGUGAAGUUUCAGCCCGAGACGAUAGCUUGCGCCUGUAUCCAUCUGGCUGCCCGCAUGCUGCAGAUCCCUCUACCGAACAAUCCAGGGUGGUAUGCCAUCUUCAGGGUCGAUGUGGAAGAGAUUAAUGAGAUAUGCUUCUCUAUUCUCAGGCUCUUUGCUAGGCCAAAGCCGAAUUUCGACAAGUUAGAAUAUGUCGUCAACGAAGCCCGGAAAAUCCAAAUAGAAGCGAAAAUGAAGGCCAAGGGUUUAUCUUCGGACCAAGGGACGCCCAACUCAGGAUCCCGACCGGUCACGCCGAAACCGUCCUCGCCCAUGAUGAACCAGACACUCAAGAAGAUCAAACUUGAGGAGGAUCACCAAAGGGGCUUCUCGAGUCGCAGCCGCAGUCGCAGUGAUAGUCCUCGCGAUCGUCGCUACAGUGGAAGUCGCAGCCCAACGCCCAAGCGAAAGCAUCGAAGUCCGGGACGGAAGUAUUCAGGAAAAUAUAAGAAAGAGUCGCAUUCUCGGGAACGCUACGCAAAAGAUAAACACAAACGUAGACGGAGUCGAUCUUUUUCUCGGAGUCGAUCAAGGUCAUAUUCGCGCUCGCCAGAUCAUAAGAGCCGCAAGAAAUAUUACAAAUUGAAAUCGAAAUAUAGGUCAAGGUCGCGAUCGCGGUCGUUCGAACGUAAUCACAAGUCAAAGAAGCAUAGUCGAAAUGGACAUCCACGUAGUCACUCUCGAGAUAGAUAUCGUAGAUAAUGGCCUCAUUUUAUAGGAUAAUUUUGUAUUUCGUUCAUCCAAUGCAGGUAAAAAGUAACUGCCCCGAGCAGGUUACUUCAAAUGUACAGACUGCUAAUGUAGUAUAGACUGUAGUAUCUUCAGGCGAGACUUUUUUUAUUAGUUGGUGCUCGGAUUUUUGGAGGAAUAUAUUUUUGAGGAGGACGAAAAACAAAAACAAAAAAAAAUGUUUUUUUCCAAAGAUUUCAUGGUCUCGAAAAAUUGAUAGGAUUUCUCAAAGUCGGAGGGAAGGAUAAAAAUAAAAUUUUUUCCUAAAAAAAGUAGUGCAUUUUCACACAUUGAACAGUCAGCAGCCAGACUCAUAACAAUAGACUGGUUCUCGUCAUAAUAUCUACUGUGGAUGCAUUAGGGAAGGACAAGAACCAGUCUAGGUCUGGCAGAGCUGGUCUGGCAUUCGCACUUUCGAUUCGAAUGAUCAAUCCGACGAAGCUAAUUUUAAUUCAAUCAUGUUGAAUUUUGAUUUUGAAAAAAAUAUUUUUGAUCUUUUAAGUUGUCGGGCGUCGGAGCUCAAAAUAAAAUUAAUUUUUUUUUUUUUUGUAAAAUCGGUAAUGUUCGAAUCGGCGGAUCCGAGACUGGCUAGAUAUAAAAAUUUUAUUUUUUUUCUUAAUUCGGACAUCGGGAGGUCGGCGGAUCCGAGCACCAACAAAUAAAAAAAGUCUCGCCUGACAGCGUGUAAAAGUGUCCAAUUCAUUUGCGGUUGGUGAGUUGGAUUCUGUGCGGAGCUGUUCAAGAGAAAUGUGUACAAAUGUAUGCAAUAUUGGGGAUGAACUUUACUCUGAAGAAUUUUGCUAAAAAUGUUAACCCCUUAUCAGUUUAGUCUGCUCAAGACUGCUAGUUGUCAUACUAAGGGAAAGGGGCUCAAGAAUUCUGACUUCGUACAUUCUUUCUAGACAGCCUCACUGCACGUCCCCAGAUAUGAGGCCAUAUAUUUAGUAUGUACGCACUGAAGGGGGAGGGGGGUCUAGGAAUUUGUGGGAAUAUGCGUAGACCUGUACAUUUUGUCCAAAAUGUGCGUACAGGUGGAGGGGGGUUCUCAAAAUCCUCUGUUUGAUGCGUACAAAUUUUAUCGAUGGCCCCUAUCUGUUGCAAUAUUACGAUCUGCCGCAAUCAUUAAGGUGUAACUUGUUGUAAACAAGGCUAGAAAGGGCUUUGAAAUCACCUUUCAACUGACAAAAAGCUCGCGAAAAAUUAUGUUCAAAACAUGAAAAAGACAUUUCAGCUGGGAACCAACUAUAUUUGGUUCUUGGGGAACCAGCCGUAUAUUUUGAUUCUUGAGGGUAGGUUCUCCAGACCGAGAUUUUGGCAACUCUUUGAAACGUAGAUCAGAUUAGCAUUGGUCAUUCGAUUUGACCAUACAGGUGGUUGUAUGUUUUCUCAUGUAUCGGUAAUCAGAUACAUGUUGUUAAGAGGUAGAAUAGGGUAAUUGUAGCCCCAGUUUAAUUUUAGCCCCUGCCUAUGUAUGAUAUUGAUUGGUAUCCCCCUGCAUCAAACAAUACAAGGGCUACAAAUAAACCGGGGCUACAAUUACCCCAUCUACCUUGCAUGUACUGAGAAUUAGAUCAUUUGUGUUGGGUCCCACAACAUGAUUUCACAUUUCGGUGCCUUAAUUGUAAUAAUUGGGUAAUUGUUUUUUCAGAAGCAUUUCACUGCGUGUCAUGUCAGUUAACAUGUCCAUGAUACUGAUUCUGUAAACCUCCAAAUCUUUGUUCUUUACUUUUGUAAUUUCCAGAUUCUUUUUGGAGUUUCCAAUCAAAUUUUUCUUGCAAUUGCUAUUAUUUUGUAAAUCGUAAUCAUUUACAAAAUCUGUUGAAAUAUUACGAUCUUGAAAAUUUGGCGGUUAACAGUUGGAGGCCAGUUGUGUGACAAAUAAAAUGCAGGAAAACAAUACUGUCUUGUAUCUGAUAUAAAUAUUUGUAUCAUUUAUUUGCUAUUAUUCCUUUGUACCUCGAACAGUUUCGAGUUGUACUGUCAAUAGUCGUACUUCCACCUAUCAAAUCCCCGUGUCUUUUGCGCUUACACCUAUGAAUUGCCGUGUCUAAAUAGACCCGUGUGUCAAAUCCCCGUGUCUAUUAGCCGCAUCGAACUCGAUGGGGCUAAUCGGGGGCUAAUUUAGACCCGUGUUCAACACGGGUUUUUCGAUAGGUGGAAUCUGAAUAGACACGCCAAUUGCAAGUUCUAAGAUCCGGCGACAGAUGGCGUGGUGUAGUUGCUUCGGUAUUGCGCAUGCGAAAUUCCCUUCCAACGGGAAAGAAACACAGGAGAGCUCCCUACCUACAGCGUACCUGUCGCCGGGGCUAUUAACCAUUAUCUAACACCACUGAUAGGUGUAAGUGCGCCCUGGGUUUUUUGACACACGGCGAAGACACGGGUCUUGAAAAAACACGGGGUUUUAUGAUAGGUGGAACUACAACUAAUAUAAGUAUUUACAGUGCUGUGACUUGAGCCUUCCCAAUUUGGCCUUUGGGAAAUUGUUGGGAUAAAAUCCUUAGAAAAGGUGUGUAGCUUGGGGUUUAUCUACCAAACUUGUUGGUUUGUUUCACCAAGUAUUACAUGUAAUAUGUAAAGAGCAAGCUCUAGUGAACUCGCACAACUGUAUGUCCUAGCAGACGAUUUUUAAAUACAUGAUGUCCCACACCUGCACUUCAGUGGCGCCGGUGUGAAUAAAUCUACUUGCGUGAAUGGUCACUGGCUCAUGACGUCAUGAAAGAAUUGCGUCACGAGGAAGGAAACAAUGGGAAUCACGUCCGACGUCGUAACUGUGGGUGCGGUGCGUCGUGAAUACAGGAUCGGCCAACGCACGGCCGAUAUGGAAUGCGGCAAAACUGUACCGGAACCAGAAUUGUCAUGGGGUCUGCACAAAUUUUUUCAGAUUCGAUCGACAUGAUGGAUAUAUGAAUCGACAUGAUGGAUAUAUGAAUUUUGUUUACACUUUACAUACAGUGUAUACGUAACUCACUACGUUGUGUGAGUUAUUAAGUCUUGUCUUGAGAAAACCCUUGGUGGUCCAAAUCAGCGCCUCUCGUGUCAAAUUUGGACCAAGGAAUGCAUGCAACCAUUUCAUUUUGUGAUUUUUGAAGGAAGACGACUUUGAAAUAUUUAUGGAUCAUUCUAAAACAUCUAGAUUAAUAAUGAACCACAAUUUACCGUGUAAAUUCCCACGGCGCCUCGUUUCGAAUUCAGCGGUAAUGGUUUACCGCUGGGGUUGGUGCAAAAUAUGGAAGCCGUCAAAGAGCUUUUAUAUCAAAACCACAUCAUUCGGUGUUUAAUUUGAGAUGUUUUAGAAUAGAAAUUGAUUCCUCACUGUCGGUAUUGAUUGUCUCACCAAAACCGCUCGGGUGGAGCUAAAAUGUUGGCCAAAACCUCGGCUUCUACUCGGUUCUGGUCAACAUUUUAGCUCCACCCUCGCAGUUUUGGUGAGACGACCAAUACCUGACAACCUCCAGUUGGGUGUCAAUUCCUUAAACCAUGAGGUUUUGGCAAGAAACAAAAUCUUUCUCCACCGCUAAAGGAAAAUAAGCUGCUUUUCUAACUGAUACGGAGUGACAAAAAUUUCCCCGUUAAUAGUAUUUAUGAAGUUGAGAUUCUGUCAAUCAUCAUCGGAACCAGGGUUGUUGCUUGAACUGUCUGACGUAUCUGUCGUGUAUUUCUUGUUGAACUGUAUGGGGAUAUAGAGAUGAUUCACUACUGCUUGUCGUCUUGUCAAUUGCGCUGGUGGACGCAUCUCUUCAUCUGAAACAAAGACGGAAAUAAUUUGUACCAAGUACAGUCCCAAUCAUAAAUAACAUCCAUCCUGCUUCGUGUCUGUGACGCGCGAGUUACGUGCCGAGUUGCGCAUCAAUGACGCAAUUACAUGUACAGUAGAACCUCUCUAUUAAGGACACCCAUGGGAUGGACAAGUGCUGUUUUUAAUAGAGAGGUCAAUUUGAAUGGAAACAACUGAUUUGGGACCAAAACAAGUGUCCUUAGUAGAGAGGACACCGAUGAGACUGACAAGUGCUGUCCUUAAUAGAGAGGUCAAUUUGAAUGGAAACAACCAAUUUGGGACCAAAACAAGUGUCCUUAGUAGAGAGGUUGUCCUUAAUAGAGAGGUGUCCGCUAAGGGAGGUUUCACUAUUUCUCUAUGUUUCGUGUAAAUUAGGUACGACCUAUGCUGGGUAGCGCAUCGAUGACACGAUUUUAGGGAUGACAAUUGUGAUUUGGACUGUACUCCUGUGAUUACUCAGUUAUUCAUAACUUGUCCACUUGAUCAUGUUCAUGUGAUUUUGUGUUGUAUAAAAUAAGACGUUCUCCUUUGAGAAAUUUGUACAUGUCAUUUUUUCGAAAAACAAAACUCAAAACAAAUGUUUUAUUAUCGCAUAAAGAAAAAAAUACAACAUUAAUUAUGAAGAAUUCAA